Amaranthus tricolor (Joseph's coat) is the source of this 2692-nucleotide messenger RNA. RefSeq lists its product as uncharacterized. Gene Ontology annotation, biological process: protein phosphorylation. Bases 458 to 2569 code for a protein of 703 amino acids. Gene Ontology annotation, molecular function: protein kinase activity; ATP binding. The record is from RefSeq and is a predicted model, not a curated record. NCBI's taxonomy places the organism in Eukaryota, Viridiplantae, Streptophyta, Magnoliopsida, Caryophyllales, Amaranthaceae. The transcript has 21 exons.
CUACAGCUCUUAAACCGGGAAAAAACGUACUUCCACUCUAAAGAAAGUUGAAGUAAAAAUAAAAAUAAAAAUAAAAUUUAAAAUAGAGACGACGUUCAGUUUCAUCCUGUAUUACAUUUGCCAGCUUCAUUCUCCCAGGAGAGAGAAAUAUCAUUCAUUUCCAUGGCUUCUUUUCCAUCUUCCUCCACACUUGUUCAUUAACCUACUUGAUUUCUCUUCCAUCGAUCGCCAUUGAUCAACUCUCUUCUCUCGCUAUUCAUCUCUCUAUCAUUCAUUCAGAUUUGAGUGUUGGAGAAGAGUACAUUGUGUGAUUUUUGUGGAUUUAGGAGUGUUGUGGAUCGCGAUAGGGUUAAAUGGAUGUUUGUGGUGAUGAAUGUGAUGAUUGUGAGGAUGUUUGAUAAAAGGAUUUAAGGUGAUUGCUGGUGUAUUUCCAGAGGAUUUAGAGUUUUUUUUGAAAAUGGCGGAUGUGGCAGCGUUUAUUGAAGCUGCUGGAUCAAGAUUUAGCGAUUUGGAGCUGAUUGGACGAGGUUCAUUUGGUGAUGUGUAUAAAGGCUUUGACAAGGAGCUUAACAAAGUAGUUGCUAUAAAGGUUAUUGACUUGGAGGAAUCUGAGGAUGAUAUUGAGGACAUUCAAAAGGAAAUUUCAGUUCUAUCACAAUGUCGCUCACAAUAUAUCACUGAGUAUUAUGGUUCUUAUCUCCACGAAACAAAAUUAUGGAUUAUUAUGGAAUAUAUGGCUGGUGGCUCUGUCGCUGAUCUACUGCAGUCAGGUCCACCUCUUGAUGAAAUAUCAAUAGCCUGCAUCUUACGUGACUUACUACAUGCUGUUGAUUAUCUUCAUGCCGAAGGAAAAAUCCACCGAGAUAUCAAAGCGGCAAAUAUUUUGUUGACCGAGAAUGGUGAUGUCAAGGUUGCAGAUUUUGGUGUAUCUGCUCAGUUGACAAAGACAAUAUCACGGAGAAAGACUUUUGUUGGAACACCGUUCUGGAUGGCUCCAGAGGUGAUUCAGAAUUCAGAAGGCUACAAUGAGAAGGCAGAUAUAUGGUCUCUGGGCAUUACUGCAAUUGAAAUGGCAAAAGGAGAGCCUCCCCUUGCUGACCUCCACCCCAUGAGAGUUCUUUUUAUAAUACCUCGGGAGAAUUCACCUCAGCUGGAUGAACAUUUUUCUCGUCCCAUGAAAGAAUUUGUUUCUUUCUGUUUGCGGAAAGUUCCCGCAGAGAGGCCUAGUGCCAAGGACCUAUUAAAACACAGGUUUAUUAGAAAUGCCAGGAAAAGUCCCAGGCUCCUUGAAAGAAUAAGGGAACGUCCCAAGUAUCCAGUUAAGGAUGAUACUGAUAUUGUUAGAAAUGGUCUCAAAGCUUUUGCUGAAGGAUCUGGCACUGUUAAGGCAACCAAAGAGCCAAGAAAAGAAGAAACUGUCCGAGCUAGUAUUCAGGGAAAAACUUUCAGGAAUGCAGGAUGGGACUUCAGUAUUGGAGGAUCACAGAGCACUGGAACUGUUCGAAGUGUUGUGAGACCACCUCCUGUGAGAGCUAAACGUGAAGAAAAUUCGAACAGUGAAGGUAGUCCAAGAAAAACUUCUGAUGGUGACAAUCAAUGGUUAUCGGCAUCAGGAAACGGACUUUAUGAAUCAUCAGAAGUUUCUCUUGGGAGAUUCUCCAGAGAUGAGGAUAAACAGAAUAGCGUUCAUGAAUAUGAUGAUGGUGCUUCAAUGGGAUCAGGGACUGUUGUUGUAAGAUCUCCAAGAGGGCGUCAGUCAUCUCCUUUUCGCAAUGAUCAUAGCACUCCAUCUGGCAGCACAUAUACCUCUGCUGAGGACACCUCUACUAGUGGCACCAUUGUUCUUCGGGGGCAACGUGAUGACCCGGAAUCUCCUCAAACGCCUAAGUCUAAACUUGGGAUGCCAGAAAGAUGUUCUAGCUCCUCUUUUGAAGACAGUGCUAUUAACUUGGCUGAGGCAAAGGCUGCCAUGCAAAAGGGUUUGAAGAAAGGUUUGAGUCGGGAAAGGCCAAUAGUGAACAAAGUGAAUAAAGAUAUGCAAGAAAACAGAAGAACAGAUCAAAUGUCCAAUAAUUCUGAAUCUGCCAGGGGUGAUGACUACUUGGAUGCUCAAAAAGCUUUCUUGAGGUCACAUUCUCAAAGUGACGAUGGGGAAUAUACAAAAGUUUCAACUGUGAUAUCAUCAGCUUCAUUAUCUUCCCUUCUCAUCCCGUCGCUGAAGGAGGUAAUAGCUGAUGACUCAGAAGGGUAUGCUCAUGGUGUAAUAAAUGCCCUUAUUGACAUGGAGCGGACAAAGCCGGGUUCCUCUGAAGUUUUUGUCAGUAGGCUGCUCCAUCGACUUGGAAGUACAAGGGAUCCCUCUUUAAGAGAUCUGCAGGAGUUAGCGGUUCACAUCUUCUCAGAAAGCAGUAAAGAUCUGGAUCAAAAUCAGAAUAUGAUUUCUGCUUCUGAUAGCAAAAAGAAGCUACAGAGCAAAGAGUUUCUUUCCGAUCCCAACAUAAGCCCCCUUGCCAGGUUUUUGCUUUCAAGAUGGCAUGGUCAAGCUUCUCGUGAUCUGAAUCCUACCUAAGAUGCUAUUUUAGCCAUAUAUGCACAUAAGCAUUUGUUACGCUUUUCUUGACGCAGUUUAUUUUUGAUUGAUGUACAUAAAGUUAACUUUUGCUCGUUUGUUCUUUUGUUUCCUUGAUUUUAA